AUGGAGCAAGCUAUUGAGGAGCACUUCUAUAACCACGGCAAAACACCCACUCCAGGCUGUCACUGGUGUCAAGUACGCGCGCUUGGACUCACGGUAGUCAACAAGGUAGACAGCGCUUUUCUGCCCAAAAACUUCGAAUUCAUCAACGACAUGGUUCUUGGUAAAGGAGUAGAGCCCGCAGAGGAUAGUUUCCGCAGUGGCUGCUCCUGCGCAGACGACGGCGAUUGCCAGUUCACAGGCUGCCUCUGCCUGGCCGAUCUGGAAGACGACGACGACAUUGACAUGAAUAACGGCAUUAAAAAAGCAUACGCAUACCAUACACACGGCGCAAAGGCAGGAUCACUACGAUCUAGACUGCAAAAAUCAACUAUGCCCCUGUAUGAAUGCCACAAAGGCUGUGCUUGCUCCAGCGAAUGCCCGAAUAGAGUUGUCGAGCGAGGUCGCACCGUGCCAUUACAAAUUUUCAGAACACAAAAUCGCGGAUGGGGAGUACGCUCACAAGUACCCAUCAAACAAGGCCAAUUCGUGGACCGAUAUCUCGGCGAAAUUAUUACUGCAGAGGAGGCCGACCGCCGCCGCGCAAACUCGGCAGUGUCUCAACAAAAAGAUGUUUAUCUCUUUGCUCUCGACAAGUUCACCGACAAAGACUCACUAGAUCCGCGCUUGAACGGCCCUCCAUUGGAGGUCGAUGGCGAGUUCAUGUCAGGGCCGACCCGUUUUAUCAAUCACUCUUGUGAUCCCAACCUUCGCAUCUUUGCCCGUGUCGGUGACCACGCAGACAAACAUAUUCACGACCUUGCACUGUUUGCUAUCAAAGAUAUUACACGCGGAGAGGAGCUGACCUUUGAUUACGUGGAUGGCGUCGUUGAGGAGCAGGAUGAGCUGGAGGGCAACGUGGAGGGCUGUGGACCUUUGAACGUGCCGCUCCAGAUAUCAGUCUCUUUCGUGCAGCUUUGGUACAUGGACAGAGAAGGCUGCUUUUACUUCCGCAAGUGUCUGCAGCCAGAGCAGAGAUGGCACGGGGCCCCCACCGUCGUCGGCCUCGCCAUCGUAGGCUACGGCGCGAAAGUAUACGUUGACAGAAUACGGGGAAAGCGCGAGCGUAUGCUCGAUGUCCGAUACCAGGAAGAUCGUGAAAGACAACAACGCAACGACAUGCUCUUGGAUGUGUACGGCGAUCGCGAAAGCCUCGAGGGCUUGGAAAAGGCCAUUCAAUUCUACGAGAACGGAAAGAGGUAG
Messenger RNA from Beauveria bassiana ARSEF 2860, 1239 nucleotides. Its product is annotated as SET domain protein. The coding region runs from base 1 to 1239 and encodes 412 amino acids. Gene Ontology annotation, molecular function: protein binding; histone methyltransferase activity; zinc ion binding. The transcript has 6 exons. NCBI's taxonomy places the organism in Eukaryota, Fungi, Ascomycota, Sordariomycetes, Hypocreales, Cordycipitaceae. The record is from RefSeq and is a predicted model, not a curated record. Gene Ontology annotation, cellular component: nucleus.